Messenger RNA from Coniosporium apollinis CBS 100218, 1119 nucleotides. RefSeq lists its product as uncharacterized. The coding region runs from base 1 to 1119 and encodes 372 amino acids. Gene Ontology annotation, biological process: double-strand break repair via homologous recombination. The record is from RefSeq and is a predicted model, not a curated record. Lineage: Eukaryota; Fungi; Ascomycota; Dothideomycetes. The transcript is spliced from 2 exons. Gene Ontology annotation, cellular component: Slx1-Slx4 complex. Gene Ontology annotation, molecular function: 5'-flap endonuclease activity; crossover junction DNA endonuclease activity.
AUGACGUGCGUGGUUGCUGGCUUUCCGUCGAAGAUCGCUGCGUUGCAGUUUGAAUGGGCCUGGCAAAACACCCACACAACCCGGCACAUCGCCCCCGCCGAACGCCUAACCCAAGCCCACUCCAACAUCCGCAUCUCCCCCCGCUCCGGCAAGACCAGGAAGCGGCCGGCUCGCCCGCGCGUAUCCCUGACCGACAAGCUCUCUAACCUGCAUCUCCUCCUCCGCGUCAAGAGCUUCGAACGCUGGCCGCUCGAGGUGCGCUUCUUCGCCGAAGACGUGUAUCGGGCUUGGCAGCGGUGGGAUGCGCUGGUAAGGUGUAGGAUCCGGAGUGGUAUUAAGGUCAAUUUAGAGAAGCAUGCUGGCAGACUGCCAACGGCGCGACAGAGCGGAAGUGCAGGUGUCGUGGACGGUGAGGCGCCCGCUGCGUCAGUGUUCGUGCCGGCGGGUAUCGAGUCCAUUGAUAUCGGAUAUGCAAGCUCCAAGUCGUACAUCGAGAAAUGUCAACAGUUACUCGGCCCUAAUAGCGCCCACUCAUGCAGCAUCUGCAGGAAGCAUGUUAAGCCCAGCGCAGCGCUCUUGCUUGUCUGCCCGGAAGAAGGCUGUCGGAUGAUCUCCCAUCUAUCUUGCCUUUCCUCUCAGUUCUUGAGCAAAGAAGGUGACCAGGACGCGAUAGUGCCGACGGAGGGGCACUGUCCGAGCUGCCAAACCAAGCUGCAGUGGAGUACACUGGUGAUGAACUUCAGCCUCCGGCUACGGGGACAGAAGGAGAUGAACAAGCUGUUCAAAAAGCCGCGACCAAAGAAGGCGAAGACGACGGAGGGGUCUAGUACAGUGGUACCGACCACAGCAGGCGAAGCAGAUGAUGAAGAGAGCGAUGGCGACGCGUCUGAUGAUGAUGGCACUGACAACCUUGCAUUGCACUCCGUGGAGGCCCACGGUGUGGAGGCAGAAGCCGAGGCGCAAGAUGAAUGGUACAACCUUCAGGACGAUAUCGAUGACCUUCAGUCUGUAACAGAUGAACCAGAUGGCGCAAGCUACAACGUCGGCAUAUCGCGGCGUUAUCAGCCAGACGUUGUUAUCGAGGACAGCGACUGGGACGACGCCAUGGUUCUUGACUAG